This is a messenger RNA of Heterostelium album PN500, 318 nucleotides long. RefSeq lists its product as uncharacterized. Lineage: Eukaryota; Evosea; Eumycetozoa; Acytosteliales; Acytosteliaceae. Bases 1 to 318 code for a protein of 105 amino acids. The record is from RefSeq and is a predicted model, not a curated record. The transcript has 4 exons.
AUGAAAUUACAAGUUUCUGGUGUACCGACAUGCACCAUGGUUAUAGAUCAUAGACAAAUGAUUGCAAGUCAAACAGAAAAGAAGAGAGAAAGAAAAGAGAAACUCUCUUAUUCACAUUUCAUUUUUAGUUCUUUUGAAGACUUUGGACAUGCAGGUUCAGAGAAAUUUAUUCUACAUGUUCCAAACUUUAGUAGUAGUUCAUUCAUUCGUGGUAAUAGUGGAGGUAUUAAACCAUCAUUUAAUAAUACGAAUAGCAGCAAUAAUACAAAAACAACAUCAACAGCAUCAACUACUCCAAUAACAAUCGAUAUUACAUAG